Messenger RNA from Portunus trituberculatus (swimming crab), 8964 nucleotides. Its product is annotated as PRA1 family protein 3-like. Lineage: Eukaryota; Metazoa; Arthropoda; Malacostraca; Decapoda; Portunidae. Gene Ontology annotation, cellular component: membrane. Bases 63 to 752 code for a protein of 229 amino acids. The transcript is spliced from 5 exons. The record is from RefSeq and is a predicted model, not a curated record.
CUUGCCACAGUGCCACUACCACUGCCAAGUCAACCCACGGUUACCCACCCAGUAUAUCCAAGAUGGCGGAAGGUGAAGGAUUGUCGGUGGCGCCUCUCCGCAGCCUGGACGACUUCCUGCUGGAGUCUGCCAGGUUCCAGAUCCCCAACUUGAAGGACCCGGACAAAUGGGCCAACAGGGUGAUACAAAAUCUGCUGUACUACCAGACCAACUACUUCCUCACCUACCUUGUCAUCUUCGCCGUGGUUGGAGUAAUCCAUCCCACCAAGAUGUUCUGUGGCAUGACAGCAGUGGGUCUUGCCUUUGGUCUCUUCUACUACAUGACCAACAGCAAGCAACCAGCAGCUGAGUUUAAGAAGAACCACCCUGUGCUGUCCUUACUGGCAAUAGUGCUGGGGGCCUACUUUGUGGUGUACCUGCUCGGCUCUGUGGUGGUGUUCCUCAUGGGUAUCUUGCUCCCCAUCACUGUAAUCUUCCUCCAUGCAUCGAUGAGACUACGCAAUCUCAAGAACAAGUUGAUGAACAAAGUAGAAUAUCUGGGAAUGAAGAAGACCCCCAUGGGAGUCAUCCUAGAUGCUCUUGGCCUGGAACAAGACUUCUUCACGUCCAAGGUGACUCUUGACAGUGGAAGUGCAAAGUUCGUGGACGACCUGAUGAACAACAUGACUACAAAGCUGAAGUCCACCAUGAACAGUGACAGUGCAAAGCUCCUGAAAGAUUUGAUGAACGACAAACCUACUAAAUUUAAAUAAGCACAACCUCCCCUCUUGCUUCCCAUUAAUUCAUUGUUCACAAUGCUUUUGCUGUGCUUGAAACUGUUUAUCCAUCCAUGUUGCUUUUGUCACCAAUGCAUCUAUCAUACAAUUUGUUUAAUGUACUUUAGUGAUGAUGGUUCUUUAUAGAUAAAUAUUCAAAUAAUUGUGAUACAUUACUGUAUAAUAUAUAAAUAAUUAAUUAGAAAAAUGUUGUACAUGUAUGUAUAGGGUAUGAGCAUUUUUUUUCCCCAUGUACUUAAGUGCUCCAAUACAUCAACACUGACCACACCUACUUUUAUGAUACCUACUGCAGGGUAGGACAGACUUGUUUCAAAACAGAUAGUUCUUAAUCCUUUGUCCAAAAACUGGAAACUUUUAUGUAAUAUAGUGAACUUGAAGAGUUGUUAUUGCAAUUCAAUCUGUUGGGGAAUAGAACAGGAUUACAAAUAAUAAUUGACAUUGGGAAAACCUUGUGUAAGGAGAGACAUGCAUGCUACAUACUUUUAUGUGUAAACUGUGCUCUUAAUUUAUUUUUACACAGUAAACAAUACUGAAAAGAAUAAAGAAAUUUGCAGUUUCACCCACCAUGGAAUCUAUGAUGAUGUGGCUUAUUAAAAAGGAGAAAUAUAGUGAACUGAUUUUGGUAAAUAUCAUUUCCGUUGCAAAUGGAUUUUUCGAGUUUUGACUUUUUCAACUCCAACUUAUGCCUACUUCUCAUUCCCAAUGAUCUUGGGGAAUCUGGGAAAUAGGGGUUUUUGGGUGGGAGAGCAUUAAAUUGAGUAAUGUGUGCUGCAAAAGAGAUUGAAAAUCAACAAAAUCAUAUAAAAAAAUCUCUGGAAAUAGUUUGAUGGCGGCAGCAGUCGCAGUUAUGAUGAGUGUUGCUUUGUUAUACCAUCGAUCAGUUCAUUACAUUUCUAACCAGAAUAACAUAUCACAGAUUCCACAGUUGCGUGAAACUACAAAUUUACCUAAAAUAAAUAAUGGUAAUAAAUGGAUAAAAAGAAAAUUAAAUUAUACAUCAAAAUGAAAUGGGAGAGGGAGGCUUUAGGAGUGGUCAAACUUGUGAUUGUGACAUCAGAACCAUUAACAAACUUAGGGCAUGAGGUUUCUUGAAUUAAAAUUUACUAAAUAUAAUAAAAGAACAUUCCUUGAUGUGUUCAGCAACCUAGUCUUCUUACAAUAGCAUUACAAUAUGCAAAACUGAUCAAAAUGGAAAGAAACAAUAUGCAAAACUGAUCAGUAUUGCAAGUUGAAAUUAUCUGAAAUUUUUAUUUUAUGAUUUACAAACUUGUGAGGUAUCAGGUAAACAUCUUGUGAUCGGGAUACCACCCAGAUGAGAAGUGAGGUAUUGAUGGUUGAUGGCUUUCAAUAUGAUACUGAGAGCAUUAUAAUAAUUUAGUAAAAUAAAAUUAAUGUGAUAGAGACAGAUGCAUCUUAUGGUAAAAUGAAACAAGUUUUCAUAUAAUAAACACUAUCGAAAAAAAUCUAAAACUAAGAAAUAAUCUUCAUUAGGUACUAAUACUUUAUAAUGGUUGUGACCAAGUAAUGAAAUGGUUGUGAAAUUGGAGAUCUGACAUCUGGAGAACCUCACAUCUCCAAUUUAUGCCAAAGCUUGCAGUCAACUAGUGAAUGUUAUCCAAUGUGAUAUUUUGGGGGUACCCAGAACCAUAGCUCCACUGCUGAGUUUUAUUACAAAGUACGUGCGAAGCGGUAACACGGAGACCCAACAGGUAUUACAGAUGAACCUGACUUGUAGGCAGGAAGGCAGCCAGCCAGCAAGUGACCUGUGCUGCUCUGACCGGGCUAUGUAUAUGGUAGGAUAGGUGAUGGUGAACAGGCGUGUUAACAAGCUUAGGGUACUUCGUUGGUAAUAACAAUCCAAUGAUAAUCUUAACUCGUAGGCGAACACUCGGCAGUUUGUACAUAAAAACCCUAUUACUAUAUUUACAGUUUUACACCACAGUACUCCCCCUGGAAGUACGGAGUACCAAGACAUUACAAGCAAAACUGAACACAUACCCCAAAUGAACAUCAACCAAAAAAAAAAUAAAUAAAUAAAUAAAUAAACAUGAAACAUAUAGAGACUUCACAUAAAUAUCACAAAAGUGUGUACACAAUAACAAUCAAAAGUAGUGAUACUCUGGGUCGACACGAAAACGCACUACCCUACCGGAACGCGUACGUUGAGGAGAGCUAGAAACAAGGUCUGGAAAAGGAGGAAUAGAAAGAGAGGAAGGAGAGACAAGAGGAUUACUUAAAGAACUGCUGCAAUCUACACUCGCACGGGGAACAAGGAACGGGUCCUUCGGCAGCUCAUAGGCAGGCUUAAGGCGAUCAAUAGAAACUGCCGUUUCCCCCUGAGAAAGCUGAAGAAGGAAGUACUUUUGUUCUCUCCGAACAACAUCGUACGGACCAGUAUAAGGUGCCUCCAAACUCUUCCGAACACGGUCAACACGCACCCAGACCCGAGGGCACGUACGCAAGUCUUUAGGGACAUAAGAAUCACUACGAGUGUGACAGUCACCAGCUGCAAAGGAUUCAAAAUUUAUAGCCCUCAUUUCCUUGAUGAAGAACUGCAAGGUGUCAUCGGUAGUAUGAGUCUGUGAAGCAUCAGAAAACAGCAGGUGAGGACACAUCAUGUAUGCCCCUGUAACAGCAGUAAAAGGCGAAAAAUUAGAACUAUUUGGCAUCAUACGGAAGCCUAAUAAAACCAUGGGGAGGGCAGUAAACCAGUUUUCCUUCCGCACUCUAAUAGCCGCCUUCAGGCGUCUAUGAUGCCUUUCAAGGACACCAUUAGACUGGGGGUGAUAACUCAUUGUGCGAACAUGAUGAAAUCCCACUAGGGAAGCCAGAUCGGAAAAUAACUCUCCCUCAAACUGAGCGCCCCUCUCAGUCAUCACAUGAAGGGGAACGCCAAACACGUCACCCAGCCGUUCACAAAUGCAAUCGCGACAGAGGUCGAGGUGAUAUUGACAAGGGGAAUGGCCUCUGGCCACCGCGUAGCCCUGUCAAUACACGUCAAAAGAUACUUAAAUGGCAAGGAAUAAGGAUAAUUAGGCAGUUCCGCAGAAGGGAAGGGACCCACAAUAUCAAUAUGAACAGUCUGAAAUCUAUCCGUUGGUGCACUAAUAGUUGUGACAGGUGCGCGUACAUGUCUGUGAAUUUUAGAAUCUUGGCAAGGAAGGCAAUGCUUGAUAAAGUCUUGUACAUGUUUAUCAAUGUUUGGCCAAAAGAACCGUUCUUUAACUAACCUUGCAGUAUACUUAAGCCCAUGGUGAGAAAUAUUAUGCAAAGAUGAAAUAACUGCACCCGUAAGAGAGGCUGGCACAAAAGGUCUAGGAGAAGCUGUUGAUCUAUCACACCACAAUGUAAGAUCAUGGGAAACAUCAUAUUUAACCAAGCGCUCUCUAUAAUCUUGAAGAUCAGCAUCAUCCAGUUGAGCUCUCGCUAUACCAUGGAGAUCAAAAACAUCCAGUGACUGCAUGAGUUGACCGAGACAGACAAUCUGCAAUAUUAUUGUCACCACAAAUAUAAUGAAGUGAGGUUACAAAUUCAGAAAUAAAGGACAGUUGGCACUGUUGGCGAUCAGAUUUAGGUAUAGACUUAGAAUAGAAAGCAGACAAUAGGUUUAUGAUCCAGGAAAAGCGUUACAUCAUGAUCAUCUAUAACAGAUAAAAAAUGCAGCACAGCAAGAUAAGCUGCUUAGAGUUCUCUAUCAUAUGUUGAGUAAGUUUUCUGGACAUUACACAAUUUCUUAGAGAAAAACACUAUAGGCGAUGGUUUAGCGUCCACCAUUUGGUAGAGUGCUGCACCAACAGCCAGGCCAGAACUGUCAGUUACAAGUUGGUAUUGAGUGGAGGAAGUAGAGGGAUAAACUAGAGUAGGACAGUCAAGUAAAGCUUGCUUCAAACAAUCAAAAGAGGCUCUAGCUGAAUCUGACCAAUGGAGAGAAUUAGUAGAAUGGUUAUGUCUCAACAAUUCUGUUACCAGAUGAGCUAUUUCAGCAAACCUUAGGAUCAUUUGCUGGAAGAAGUUGAGCAUACCCAUAAACUGUCUCAGCUCCUUAGAUGUUCCAGGUAAGGGGGAAUUCUGAUAUAACAGCAACUUUAUCAGGCGGUGGUCGAACUCCAACAGGACUCACCUCAUAUCCUAGAAAACUCAAUACAGGUUUAAAGAAAGUACAUUUGUUCACAUUCAGCCUUAGUUUGUGCUUAGAAAGUAUUGCAAGAAUAUUAUCUGUCAGUAAGGUGUUCCUCAAUCGAGGUACUAGCCACAAGGAUGUCAUGAAGAUAACAAAAAACAUUAUCAGUGUUGGCUAGAAUACUAUCCAUGAACCUCUGAAAGGUGGCCCCUGCAUUCUUAACACCAAAAGGCAUGUAUUUAUACUCAAAGAGCCCAAAAGGUGUACAGACUGCAAAGUCUUAGCAAUGUCACAGGCAGCAACUGGGAUUUGUAGAUAAGCUCUCUGUAAAUCUAAUUUUGUAAACACAGUUUUACCAUCUAAAGACAUCGUUAACGAACGCAAAUGAGGAAUGGGAUACUUAUCGCUUACCGUGACACUGUUUAGACCCCUGUAAUCACCGCACGGCCGCCAUGUGCCUGGCUCCUUCUUGGGAACGAGGUGGAGUGGCGACGCCCAAGGUGAAUUCGAUCUCUGAAUAAUACCAGCAUUUAACAAAAAUUUGAAUUCCUGUUUGGCUGCUUCAAGUUUCGUACCUGUGAGAGGUCUAACCUUGAAAUGAACUGGCGAGGAAUUUCCAGUAUCUAUGUGAUGGGCAAUGGCUCCUUCCGCACAGUUUUCAGAGUGAAGCCGUAAUGGGGCUGUAAGUAUAGGAUACUUUAAAAGUAAAGAUUGAACAUUAGAGUCAUGAAUACCAUAAUCGAUACUGUAAGCUAGCAAUAAGGAACUUGAAGCUUUCAAGGGAAUUUUACUUUUGGUUGUUUGAUCAAAGAGUGUAUUACUUCGACAAUCCACAAGUAAAUUUUGAGCACUCAAAAAAUUUGUCCCAAGGAUGGGUUGUGUCACACUAGCCACCACAAAUAACCACAGGAAAGAACGCCGUAGGCGCUGAAUCCCGAGCUCCACACCACAUUGACUUUACCAUGACACUUAAUCACUUCCCCUGAGGCAUUAGUUAAAUUAACAUUAGUUGGUCUUAGGAAUGGCAACAUAUCACGGUGGUAAGGCAACAAUGAAAUAGAGGAACCAGUAUCUAUAAAAAAGGAAUAAGUCUUACAACCGAUUUUGGCACUAAUCUUAAGUGGCAAUCUGACAGUUGUUAAGUUCACAGAUUGCCCACCUAGUUUUCCGAAAAAUCAAGGAGUGGCUGGUUAGUACCUGGUCUGCUUGGUGAACGAGAAGGGGAUGACGAGCGUGAAGGCCACCGAGAACUUGGCAACACGUUGAGACCAACUUUUGAAGAAAACAGCAUGCACCAAGGUUUACAUGAUUUGGCAUUUUGUCCAUAAUAUAAAUGAUACCUACAUACCCGUGGCCUUUGCUUGUCGUGGAAAGCUCUAACACCAACUGGAAUAGAAAAGUGGGCAUAAUUUAUAGUUAUAUUUCUACCUGUUGGGUCUCUGUGUGAGUAUGAUGGUCUGGAUGUGUACACCUGAUUGACUUGGGCACCACAUGUCACGUUAUAAGACAUAAGGGUGUCUGAGACUCUGGCUAGCUCCUCCAAUGACAUACUGGUAUCAUAAGUAGCAAUCAGAGGCCUGAUGUUAUUUGGCAAGGCUUUUAUGAAUUUUAUUCUAAGAAAUUCCUCACCGAGAGCCAAUGGAGUUGCUAUCUUGCGUUGUUCACGCAAAUACUGAGUAGGUUUAGUGAACGAGAUUUGGUUCUGAGUCACUAAUGAAUCAAAAAGUUCUGGCUUAGACUGUGAGAAUAAAUUAGUCAAGGCUGUCUUGAGUUUGUCAUAACAAACGGAUUGAAUCACAUCAUCAUUCACCUGAUUAAGAACCCUAACAGGCAAAUUUGACAACACAUGGUGAAACUUGGUACUAGAUACUGUUAUAUUCGCCAAAAUGAACUGUAAUUCAAUGAUACUAAACCAUCUUGCUACUGCGGUCUCAUCAAACACUGGUGGCUUAACCGCCACAGCUGCAGCAGCUACGCUAGUGGUGUCACUCUUGACAGGAUCAGACAUUAUUGCAAGUCACUGUCACCAAAAAAUUUUUCCUUACGGUGCGUAAACGUGAUCACAGGCUAACACACUGCGCUGACGGUCCAACACAUCUGAAGCCGUGAGGAAUCGGGGUGCUUGGCAGGGUUUCGAUCAGUACCACUGUAGCAGAACGGAGUGUUGGUAUGUGCAACAGCCAGCUACACAAAUCUGGAAGACGUAAAUAGGUAACAAGCCGCCAUGUCACUCGUAACGACUGCCGCUUCACUCCCGGAUGUGUCGCUAUGUUCCCCGCCUGUCACACCGGUUGCCAGCCUGUCAGUCACUCCAAUCGCCGGCCCGUCACUCCGUGCGUCAGAGUCACUCCAGGGUCACCAAUUUUAGGGUAACCAGAACCAUAGCUCCACUGCUGAGUUUUAUUACAAAGUACGUGCGAAGCAGUAACACGGAGACCCAACAGGUAUUACAGAUGAACCUGACUUGUAGGCAGGAAGGCAGCCGGCCAGCAAGUGACCUGCGCUACUCUGACCGGAUUAUAUAUACAGUAGGAUAGGUGACGGUGAACAGGCGUGUUAACAAGCUUAGGGUACUUCGUUGGUAAUAACAAUCCAACGAUAAUCUUAACUCGUAGGUGAACACUCGGCAGUUUGUACAUAAAAACCCUAUUACUAUAUUUACAGUUUUACACCACAAUAUCAUGAUCAUAAGAUAUUAAUUCUUAGGUCUCUCACUAUACUUGGUGAAAUUACUAUUUGAAAAUACAUCUGAAUCAAACAACUUGUAACCAUGGAUGGUAUCAACCCUUCAUUCAAAGUGGGGAACACGUAAAUCAAUGAUCAUUGUAUGCUCAUAUUUGUAAUAACUUCACUUGUAAUAAUAGACAUAUUUGGUCUGUUCUCAAUGGAUGGUCAGAAAUGAAGUCUACUCAGCACCAUUAGUAUCAGGAAAUGAAAUAGAAACAAAGGGAAAAAAAAAAAAAAAAAAAUGAAGCACUAUCAAAAGUGCAUGACUGCUGAAUUUCAUCAUCUUCAUAAUGAUCACGCCAACUUCUUUGAGAUAAAUCUGGAAAGAGAAGCUGGUUUUCAAGUUUUAGUCUUAUUUAAUUCUACCAUGAAAGACAACAUUGGUAUGGAAAUGAAAUGUCCAACCAAACAAUGUAUGAUGUAAUGUCUAUGAUGGUAUUGUUCUUCCAAUAGAUGACAUUUUCUGUAUUUGGUUCCAUUCUAAAUAAAUGCUACUGGUGCAGAUAAAAUUUGUAGACAUGACCUAAAAUAAGUUUGGGAUUACAGUAAACCUCAGUGCUAACAGAUGUAGCCAUGCAUUUAAAUUGAUAUAUGAUGCCAUAAUAUAUUCUCACUUGGUGCCAUUUCUCACCUAAGCUCAUGUAAUGUAAUGUAUUUCCUUUCCAAUACAGUUAUGCUUAUAGGUAACUUUUAUUGAGCUUAGUUUUUCUACAGUUUUGUCCUGUGAUUCAUUAAAAUAUUCUCCAUGUUUAUAAGGAGACACAGUCAGUCAGAGUAUUUAAAUGAAGGUUGAAGGAGAAUGGCAAACAAGAUGAAAUGAGCGCAACCACUUGACUUGUGACUUGUAUUGUUAAGACAACACGUCUAAUAAGUUGCCAAAAAGGAGCUGCAAAUGUACCCAUAAAGGACAAACUACAACAUUGAAUGGAUGCUAUUAUUAUUAUUAUCAUUAUUAUUUAUAUUAUUAUUAUUAUUACUACUAAUUCUGUUUUUAACAACUGCAUACUGUAAAUACCUACUGCAUAAUCUUAACCAUAUACUCCCAUCAAAUAGAAAAAGAAAGAAAAGUAAAAGGUCCAAGUAAUGGCACAACAAUCUCCAGUUUUUGUCAUGUUACCUAUGAUUGUAAAAGGAAUAACUUUUGGUGGGAGAUGUUUAGCAAUUAUGGUGGGAGACAAUUAGUCAUUAAUGGUAUAAGACAGUUUAGUGGACUUUAAAUAUAUGCAUUUUGUAUGUAGUAGUAUUGUGUAGCACAGAUUUUUCCUCUACUGCUAGUUUUUAAAGAUUUUCUGAAAACUGUAAAGAUAGUUUUUGACAUUAAAAGAUCUGAAGUACUCAAAA